Molecule: messenger RNA, 2162 nt
Organism: Dicentrarchus labrax (European seabass)
Lineage: Eukaryota; Metazoa; Chordata; Actinopteri; Moronidae
Gene: gng3
Product: guanine nucleotide binding protein (G protein), gamma 3
Exons: 3
Coding region: 226-453 (75 amino acids)
Biological process (GO): G protein-coupled receptor signaling pathway
Cellular component (GO): heterotrimeric G-protein complex
Molecular function (GO): G-protein beta-subunit binding
Source: RefSeq, a predicted model, not a curated record
UUUGACAUAUCAUAGAAGGAUGACAAGCACAGAAGCGAUGAAUAACAUUGUUCUUGGUCACACAACUAAACACGGCCAUUAAUAAUGUUAUUCAUUAUACUUGCAUUAUUUCAGACAUUGGUGUAUACUGGCUUACUUAUUUUAUAAACAGGACCUGACAUUUUAAAUUGCAUUUAAAGUGGGAUAUCUAUAUUAUUUUACAGCUGGAGAUACUUCAGCCUAAGGAUGAAAGGAGACACCCCAGUGAACAGCACCAUGAGUGUCGGCCAAGCCAGGAAGCUGGUGGAACAACUGAAGAUAGAGGCUAGUUUCUGCAGGAUAAAGGUAUCAAAGGCAGCGGCCGACCUGAUGGCGUACUGCGACGCACACUCCUGUGACGACCCCCUGAUCACCCCCGUGCCCACCUCAGAGAACCCUUUCAGGGAGAAGAAGUUCUUCUGCGCUCUGCUUUGAGACCUAUCAGGGAUUGUUGUGAUUAAAAGUACAACUGUACAGUGUGUACAUGUAUGUACAGUGUGUACAUGUACUUCCAAUCUAAAUAAGACAUCAAUGUACUAUAGUAACCUUGCAUAAAAGCUGCCGAUGUACAGUACAUAAUCAACUACAAAGCGUCUUGAACUAAAUUCUUUAACUGCUAACUUCUCUCUCAGUGUUAGAGGAGAAGAACCAAAAUAACAUGGGAAUUUGACACAAAAGCUAAACAUUCAAUCAAUAAAGAGUCAGAGUCAUCACUACAAAAACAAGACUAGAAGUCGAAAGGAAAGAAAUUUAAAAGAACAGCUAUCAUCUGGUUGAAAAGUCAAACAUUUCAUGCUCAUAUAUAUAUAUAUAUAUAUAUAUAUAUAUAUAUAUAUAUAUAUAUAUUACAGGUAACUGCCAAAAAAGGAAACUGUGAGCAUUAAGUGUCUUAAAAGGCUCCACCAGUCACAGGAUCAGAUUCAUAUGGAUUCUGCAGCAUCUCUAGUUUGGAGGCUAAAUUGGGAUUACGGUGGUGCUACAUGUCUCAGAUGCUGCUCUGAUUAGGUCAGGGCUGUCAGUUCCCCACACAGAAAUUGUCCAUACGUUUGAGAUCUGGCAACUGAGAACGAGACAAGCCUAUGUUAGGUAAUUAAGUAUGACAUUUCCCAUGACUGACAGCUUUUCCAUCUGGUGACUGCGUGUAGAUGGUGUAAUAACACUUUAAUUAAAGUAAUGCUUUACUUAGAGGUGGAGGUCCUCAUACAGACUGUGUUUUUUCUCCAUCAACAUUUAGAUAUGAGUGUUUUAUCGCGUUUAUCGCCAAUAUAUUUUGUACUCCUCGUUCACUUAGGUGUUUUCUGUUUUGGCAGUUACUUGUAUCUACCAAGGACAACAUCUGUUUAUGAGUGGAUUAUAAUCAGACAUUUAUUUCAAGGUUUUAUUAAGAUUUUAGCAUUUUGCUCAUUUCUAUAACGUUGCUGUAGUGUGGAUGUGGAAGUGUGCGUGUGUGUGCAUAGGUGCUACUGUGAAACUUAAGCAACAAUUCUGAGCAUUUGAUCACUGUCAAAUCCAAGAUUUUAUAGUUGAAUAGCACACAGGCCCAAAAAAAGAGAAAACAUUCCAGGGGUUAUGGAUAUUCAAUAUAUGAUGUAAGCCAUUAAAGUAAAAUCAGCUAUUUGAGUCUGUCACAUGAACAAUUUUCUAUUUCUUUGAGGCAAAAAAUAAAUAGAGCAGUUCUAAUGUACUUUCAAAGACAGGUGUACAUCGUCAUUUUAACCAAUCAGGUCUGAGAGGUUCGCCAGAGCAGAGGGAUGCUUUCAACGGUUUUCCAGAAAAUUUAAGAACAGCCCCACCGUCUCUACUUAUUCUGAAGCCCACUGAUGUGAACGACUUGUGAGUUCCUGUUUUAAUUAAAAGGUUUCACUCUCUCUAUGGUUAUUUCUACAUCUACAGUACAGGUGGUGGUUUCAUUCUGUUAAAUCACAGGCACAACAAAAGAAACCCGCUCUCAGACAUGAUCCCAUCACAUGGAUGAGCUCUGUGGCAACUUCAGCGUGAUAAAACCUUUGGGAACCCCCCUGCUCUGGAUGGUUUCAAAAAUUAAAUCAACGUAUUUUCAAUAUGUUGCAAAUGUCGAAUUUGAAGCUUUGGCAAAAAAGUAACCAUGGAAUAUCAGACAUUGAAAUAAAAUCUGUUAUCAAAGA